Thamnophis sirtalis is the source of this 1971-nucleotide messenger RNA. RefSeq names its product ring finger protein 138 (gene RNF138). Gene Ontology annotation, biological process: double-strand break repair via homologous recombination; DNA double-strand break processing involved in repair via single-strand annealing. Gene Ontology annotation, molecular function: single-stranded DNA binding; ubiquitin protein ligase activity. The record is from RefSeq and is a predicted model, not a curated record. NCBI's taxonomy places the organism in Eukaryota, Metazoa, Chordata, Lepidosauria, Squamata, Natricidae. Gene Ontology annotation, cellular component: nucleus; site of double-strand break.
GCUAUGAAGAGCGGUGGUGGUUUGACCGGUUUGGCCCCGGGGCGCCUUGAAGAUCCCGGCCCACUCCCGAGGCCUGCGAGAGACGCCCCCGUUCUCUUGACAGAAAUACCACAGUUUGCUGUCAUGAAUGAGGAACCUGCCACAAUUUGUUUCAAUGAAGAUGAUUAUUAUUGUCCUGUCUGCCAAGAUGUGUUCAAAACACCUGUCAGAAUUUCCAUUUGUCAACAUAUAUUUUGCAGGAAGUGUUUCUUAAUGGCUAUGAAAGAAGGUGGACCACAUUGUCCAUUAUGUCGAGGCAUUGUAACCAGAAAAGAAAAAGCACGUCCCAACAGAGCCUUAGAUGUUGAAAAUAACAUGAAGAAAUUGGUGGGGAGUUGUAGAUGCUGUGAAAAACAGAUUAGAUUCUCUCGUAUGAGACAGCAUUAUAAAUCAUGUAAGAGGUAUCAAGAUGAAUAUGGUGUUCCUUCUAUAAUUCCAAACUUAGACAUAUCUCAAGAUUCAACAGGAAACAGUUUUGGGAGUGAUUCUUCUACUUUGGAAAUGGGAGAAAACUCUAAUCUACAUGUUCCUGAAGAACCUGCAAGUGAGCAGCCUACUUUCAAAUGCCCUCUAUGUCAAGAAAGUAACUUCACAAGGCAGACUCUAUUGGAUCAUUGUAAUGACAAGCAUCUUUAUCAAGUAGACCCAGCAAAUCUUCAAUUGGAUGAAGAAACUCUGUUUCAAAAUGCUGUUGAGGAAUCUUAUCAAGUGAACCUUUGAAGCUUCUAAUUUCCUUACAUCACCACUAUCUACAAGGGGGGAGAGAGUCAAGUCUGGUCUGAUGUUAAUAAAGAGGAACUCUGUAUCCAAUUCAGUAGCAAUUGUUUUCCCCUAGGCAGAUUUCAUUUUAAAAUACUUUAAAGACAUGUGUUACUACGUUGUAGUAUAAAGUAUCUAUUUUCCAAUUACUAGUAGAAAUAUUUCAAAUAUCUGGAGAAAAUAUCACUGCCUUUGGGGAAAAAAAGAAUUCUUUUUUAUUUAAAUUAUUUGAUUUUACAGAACUCUUUUAUUUGCAUUAAAAUCAAUUGUAAGGCAUUAGAAUGCAGAAAAGGAGGAUAAUUACCCUUGUUUGAAUAGUUCCAUUUUCCUUGCAUACUUUGUAUUUUGAAGUAGAAGUUAAAAGCUGAAUGGUUUUAUUGUGCUCCAUAACUUAACUAUUGCAUGCAGGGAUUUUCUUAAUUGUUUUUAAAAGUCUCUUAAGUACAGAACCAUUUACUGAACCUUAUAAAUAGAAUGGCAGAAUUCACACUUAAAAACUGACUUGGUCUAGAAAAAGAAUGAAGUUCUUUUCACCAACACCUCUAUCACUAUACUUUUCUAAAACUUUUUUCUCCUAAGCAUUACUUUUAUAUGAUUAAUUUACAUUAGUUUAAGACCCAAAUAAGAUUCUUAGGGCACAGCAUAAUUCACAUGGGAUGUUUAUUAGUGUUUUUCCUUUUUUUAAAAUAACACUUAGAUAGAUAGAUAGUAGAUUCCUAAUACUUUGAAAAUGUUAUAUUACUGAGACUGCUUUUAUAAUAAGAGAGUUUUAUUUUUAAAAAAUGCUGUGUUGUCUUAGGCCAGUAUUAAAUUGGGUUGAUUGUAGUGUUUUAAGUUAACAAGAUAUUUCUACUAAUUGAACCUAUCUUGAAACCUAGUAAAUGUCUACUUUAAAAACUCGCUGGUAAAUUAUCUUCAUUGUAGUAGUAUAAUUAUGGGUAAGCAAUUUCAUUUUGUGUCACUGCAUUAGUCUAUGUUUCUAUUACGUCUUGGGGUUUGCUCUAUUUUCAUGGAAUAAAAGAGAAUUUUAGAAUGCAGACAAUGGAAUCUCUGCAUAAAUGCUCAUGAUUUGAGUAUUCUUUUUGCUUUAUUGUUAAAUAGUAAUAUUUGAAUUUGGUUUUUUUUCUCAAACACAUUAUUCCUUUAUCAAAAAAAAUUAAAGAAUGACUCAGA